Molecule: messenger RNA, 708 nt
Organism: Exophiala dermatitidis NIH/UT8656
Lineage: Eukaryota; Fungi; Ascomycota; Eurotiomycetes; Chaetothyriales; Herpotrichiellaceae
Exons: 3
Coding region: 1-708 (235 amino acids)
Biological process (GO): protein targeting to ER
Cellular component (GO): signal peptidase complex; membrane
Source: RefSeq, a predicted model, not a curated record
AUGUCUUCGGCCUCACCGCAAAAGGUGUCGCUAUAUUCGACAAACGAUCUCAAGAACGCGACCGACGACUCUCUGGCACCAUACCUCACAACGCUCCCCAAACCAUACACCUUCACCCAACAGCACACCAAGACCGACGUCCACUUACUCCUCGGAUACACAGCAGUCCUCAUCGCUGCCGUCCUAUUCUACGCAGACUACAAGCUCGGCUGGGCCGCGACCAAGGCAUACACUGGCCCCGCGUGCGUGGCGUAUUUUGUGCUCAAUGGCGCCCUGACAUAUUGGAUCUGGGCCGUCGAGGCCGGCACGGUGUUCGUGGGAAUUAGGGAGGGGGGACAAAAGUUAACCCUCAAGUCCUCAACACAAAAGUACAAGCCGAUAUACAAGCUCAAAGUGACGUACGAGGCGCCCUCGGGCAAAAGAUGGGAGGACAAGGAAAUGCAAGGCUCGUUCACGCAGUGGUUCAAUACACAUGGAUAUCUGCAGAAGAAGGAAUUGUAUGCUUGGUUGGCGGGGAAUAUUGAAGUGAUUGGUCUGGCGGAGACGGAGAAGGAAAUGCAAACGAAGACAAAAGAUACUGGCAGCACGUCGAUACCCUUAGCCGUCGAGGCAGAACCGUCAUCAUUCUCUACAGGUGCUGUGGCCGAGGAUGCCGGUGUAACGGCCACGAGUAGUGCCAAGAAGGGCAGAGGCAAGAAGAAGGCCUGA